Molecule: messenger RNA, 9791 nt
Organism: Cololabis saira (Pacific saury)
Lineage: Eukaryota; Metazoa; Chordata; Actinopteri; Beloniformes; Belonidae
Gene: ncor1
Product: nuclear receptor corepressor 1
Exons: 46
Coding region: 200-7420 (2406 amino acids)
Biological process (GO): negative regulation of transcription by RNA polymerase II
Molecular function (GO): nuclear thyroid hormone receptor binding; transcription corepressor activity
Source: RefSeq, a predicted model, not a curated record
GAGCCUUUAGUCUGUUCAGUCGUUCACAGCCCAUAACCUGCGGAUUUACAGUCAACAAUUCACACCGUUUCCUGCCCAGGGAUACCUUUCUCCCCCAUCUGUACAUCCUUAAAACAUGCGGUGGUUUGUGUCUCCAAACAUGGUGUAGCUGAGCUCUGUGAUCCGUGAAGCAGCAAUAGCCCGCUAGCACUGCGCCAGGAUGUCCAGUAGCUCGGGCUACCCCCCCAGCCAGGGGAGCUUCAGCAGCGAGCAGAGCCGAUAUCCACCUCACUCUGUCCAGUACACCUUCACCAGUGCACGCCAUCAACAGGAUUUCACCACCCCAGACUAUCGUUCUCACAUGCAGGACCCACAGGGUCGGAGAAGGCUGUCUUUACUAUCUGAAUUCCACCCUGGGACUGAAAGGCCUCCAGAAAGACGCCAUGGUUACGAACAGCAGUUUCACUCCAUCACAGCCCAGCCUGAGCAUGAAGCCUUGGAGGUUAAACGCCCUCGCAUGGAGACUAUUGGCGAGGGCCACAUCACCCGCACCCCUCCCACUGCAGGGAGUAUUGUGCUCCAAAUGCCCCAUAGUGUACAAGACAGUUUAAGAGCAACUGUGGAAGUCAAAAAGGAGUCUCAGUUCAGUGUCAAAUUGGAAUCACAAUCUCCAGGAGGACUGACUCUACACAUGAAUGAAGACCAAGACAACUCUCCAUCCAAACUAUCCAAGGAAGAGCUGAUCCAGAGUAUGGACCGUGUGGAUAGAGAGAUUGCCAAAGUCGAGCAGCAGAUUUUUAAGCUGAAAAAAAAGCAGCAACAACUGGAGGAAGAAGCAGCAAAGCCAGUGGAGCCAGAGAAACCAGUGACCCCUCCCCCAGUGGAGCACAAGCACCGCAGCAUCGUCCAGAUCAUCUACGAUGAAAACAGAAAAAAAGCAGAGGAGGCCCAUAAAAUACUGGAAGGCCUUGGUCCCAAAGUUGAACUGCCGCUGUACAACCAGCCAUCAGAUACAAAAGUGUACCAUGACAACAUCAAGACAAAUCAAAUCAUGAGGAAGAAGCUCAUUUUGUUUUUCAAGAGGAGGAACCAUGCACGUAAACAAAGGGAACAGAAGAUCUGUCAGCGAUAUGACCAGCUCAUGGAGGCGUGGGAGAAGAAGGUGGAGCGUAUGGAGAACAACCCCAGACGCAAAGCCAAGGAUAGCAGAACGCGGGAAUACUAUGAAAGGCAAUUCCCUGAGAUCCGCAAACAGAGAGAGCAGCAGGAGCGCUUCCAGAGAGUUGGACAAAGGGGAACGGGUCUUUCUGCAACAAUUGCAAGAAGUGAGCACGAGAUCUCCGAAAUUAUUGAUGGCCUCUCUGAACAGGAGAACAACGAGAAACAAAUGCGACAGCUAUCAGUCAUCCCACCCAUGAUGUAUGACUCCGAGCAGAGGCGAGUGAAGUUUAUCAACAUGAACGGCCUAAUGGAUGACCCGAUGAGGGUGUACAAAGCCCGGCAGUUCAUGAAUGUUUGGACCGAGCAUGAAAAGGAGAUCUUUAAGGAGAAGUUUAUACAACACCCCAAGAAUUUCAGCCUGAUUGCUUCCUAUCUAGAGAGGAAGAGUGUUGCUGACUGUGUUUUGUACUACUACUUGACCAAAAAGAACCAGAACUACAAGACACUAGUGAGGCGAAAUUAUGGAAGACGGAGAAAGAACCAGCAAAUUACACGUCCUUCACAAGAAGAUAAGUCGGACGAAAAGAACGAAGAGGAAAAAUCUGAGAAGUCAGAGAAAAAAGAGGACGAGGAAAAGAAGGACGAGGAAGAGAAAGAUGAAAAGGAGGAGUCUAGGGACAUUGGCAAGGACAAAGAAAAGUGUGACGGUGUGGAGGACGAGGACGGUAAAGAGCAAAACACGCCGCGCGGCAGAAAGACCGCCAACAGCCAGGGCCGCCGUAAAGGAAGGAUCACCACACGCUCCAUGGCCAAUGAGGCUGCAUCUGUUGCAAAUGAGGAAGCGCCUCCCUCUGCCCCUGAACCUCCCAUGCCAGAUCCUCCGCAGCUCCUUAAAUCUGACCCAGCACAGAAGGGCGGGAAGGAGCCCGGAAAGCCGCUGACUCCAGUCUCUUCAAUGGAAAGUAAUAAAGUUGGUCCUGGUGAAACCGGAGAAACUUCUCGCUGGACCGAGGAGGAGAUGGAGGUCGCCAAAAAAGGACUUGUUGAACAUGGUCGAAACUGGACAGCCAUUGCCAAAAUGGUGGGUACCAAAAGUGAGGCACAGUGCAAGAACUUCUAUUUCAACUACAAGAGACGUCAUAACUUGGACAACCUGCUCCAGCAGCAUAAGCAGGAUACUCGGAGGGCUCGUGGUGAUAGGUCCCAAGGGGAAGGCCACGCCAUGGCAUCACCUGAUGAUGACGAAGACAAUGUAGAUGACAGUGAAGGUGGUGACAACAGCUCUGACACGGAGAGCGCCCCUUCUCCCUCUCAGGCCGACUCAAAAUCUGGAGAGUCUAAGAGAGCAGAAAACACCACAGGAGAUGCAACAUGCUCGGACCAGGAUAAAGGUCAGGCCAGCAAUGGAAAGGCCGCAGAGCCCUCAUACGGAGAAUUUCGUGUUAAGGAAGAGAAAAGCCCUGAGAGCGAGACUGGCUCUCAAGAGGAAAAAAGCAGAGUGGCAUCUUUUCCUGGCCCGGUUCAUCCAAAAACUGAACCCCAAGAUGUGGACAUGAAGACUGGAGAGGUUCAGGUGAAGUUGGAGCCUGAGAUCAAGGAGAAAGGAGAAAAGGGAGACCAUGGCGAAAGGCAUAGGGACAUCCACUCAGAUAAUGAUUCAAGUGCGACUUGCAGUGCUGACGAGGAUGUGGAAGCAGAGCCCGAACGACUCCGGCUAUACCCCAUGGACAAACCGUCGCUGCUCUGUCCUCCAGGCACAGUGCUCGUGGCCUCACCCAAGCAAGCUCAGCUCAACAUGCAGCAGAUGCAGAAGCGUGCAGCUGCCAUCCCUCCCAUGGUGUCUGGUCCUUAUGGUCCUGGGGGAUUGCCCAUCAGUGGUUUAACCAUGUUUCAACACCAGAUUAAAGCAGUGCAUGACUCGGCACACCAGGAGGAGAAGCAGAGGCAGGAUCUGGGAGACAUGGACCGCAGACCCCCCUUCAAUACUCGCAGCCCCACUGUACUGGACAGAGAUGGUAAGGCCUUACCCUACAUGCCUUAUGACAUGAUGCUGGCUCUGGACCCGGAGGGUCACUCUGGUCAGUCAGGCUCUCCCUACAGACUCUCCCCCAGAGAGCUGAGCAAGGCCUCACCUCAGCCUGACCCCAACGCCCCCAACGUCUCCUGCUACAGUGUGCCUCCAGUCCUCCAUCCUUCCCCGAGCCAGCUAGUCCAGAGCAUGAACGACGGAGUCCGUGUGACGUUCAGCAGGCCCAGUCGACCUCCCAACAUUCCUUCUCCUCCUCCACUCAUUCCAACCACCAAGCCCACAGACAAGCCUUCCUUCAUCCAUGGAGGCUCCAUCUCCCAGGGAACUCCUGGCACAUAUCUCCCGUCCCAUGCCGUCUAUGGGCCAGAGGGGACGAAGAGCGCUGUGGGCUCCAUCUCUCUGGGUUUGCCUCGGCAGCUAGAUCCUAACAAACCUGGGGCUACGAUCUCAUCCAUCCAGGAUGGCAGAGGCAACCCUUCAAAGGUUGGUGAGGGGUUGGCUCUGAGAGGAUCAAUUACUCAGGGUACUCCAGCCCUGUCUCAGUCUAAUAUUGCUGCUGCAGACCUCCUGAAGGGUACAAUCACAAAACUGGCCACAGAGGACCUGAGCAGCCCAGAUAAGGCCAGGGGGGAGCAACUUGCUAAAGGUCAUGUCAUAUACGAAGGCAAAAGCGGUCACAUCCUCUCCUACGAUGCCAUAAAGAACCCCCGGGAAAAUACCCGAAGCCCCCGAACAGGCCACGAGCUGAAACGAACCCAUGACAUGAUGGAGGGACCCAUGGGGAGAGGACAUCCUGGCAGGGAUGGAGCUCCAUUGGAGGGAUUAAUUAGUAGAGCCUUGCCCAGAGAAGGCCACCAUGGAGACUCUAAAGAAAGACCAUUGAUGACUGGAUCCAUUAUGCAGGGAACCCCGAGAACCAAUGCUGAAUCGUACGAGGAUGCCAUGAAAUAUGGGAAGCAGAUAAAGAGAGAAAGCCCACCUAUCCGCUCCUUUGAUGGGGCUAUUGGCAAAGGCAAGCCCUAUGAAGGAGUCAAUACUAUCAAAGAGAUGGGACGUUCAAUUCAUGAGAUCCCCCGACAGGACCAGUCUGGCCAAGACAUGUGCAAGACUCCCGACCUGGCGGACAGAAGAGUAAUGGAGGGCUCCAUGCCUCAGAUUCACCCUCUGAGCCAGUCUACUAUCAAACACAACGUCAAGUCCCUGAUCACCAGUCCCAGCAAGCAUCCGCACAGCAUGCCCCAACUGGAGGCAAUGGAGCGAGCCAAAUACGAGGAGAGCAAGCCAGUGCGCCACACAUCCGUGGUCAACUCCACCACCUCUGUCCUGCGCUCCACACACCAGGAGGCCAGCAAAGCCCAGCACAGCCCCGGCAUGUAUGAGGACGCCAACGCUCGCAGGACCCCCGUUAACUACAGCACUAAUCCGGUUUCCAGAGGAUCACCCAUGCUCGGGCGUGCGCCAGAUGGUGGAAUAAGCUCUGCAAAAUCUACUGCACAUGACAGAAAGAGUACCCUGACCCCAACACAGAGGGACUGUGUCCCAGCCAAGUCCCCCGUGUCUGGCGGUGACCCUGUAACCUCACACAGUCCCUUCGACCCCCACCACCGGCCUGUCGUUCCAGGAGAAGUGUACCGAGCCCACUUGCCUCCACAUCUCGAUCCUGCCCUGGCCUUCCACAGAGUGCUGGAUCCUGCGUUCAUGUUCCCCAGGCAGCAGUCCCCAACAGGCUACCAUAACACCUACCAGCUAUACACCAUGGAGAAUACGCGGCAGACUAUCCUCAACGAUUAUAUCACGUCCCAGCAGAUGCCUGGCAUGAGCCGAGGGCUGUCGCCACGGGAACAGCCUGUUGCUAUCCCUUAUCCAGCCAGCGCUCGAGGGAUUAUUGAUCUAGCCCAGAUGCCUCCAACUAUCCUGUUGCCUCACCCUGGGGGAACAGGUGCUCCCUCUUUGGAACGCACCGUCUACCUCUCUGGAGCUCAGCCCCCUUUCCCUCCUAGGGCUUUCAACCCAACCUCCAUAUCUCCAGGCCACCCGAGCCAUCUUGCCGCCAAUGCAGAGAGAGAACGGGAGAGAGAGCAGCAGGAGAAGGAGAGGGAAAAGGAACGGGAGCAGCGGGAGAGAGAACGGGAGCGGGAAAUGAGAGAACGGGAACGUGAACGGGAACGUGAACGGGAGCGAACCAAUGAGUACAUUCGUGGAGGUGGGCCAGAGCAGCCAGUUCGGCCCGGGAGUCGAGGUUACCUGCACUCCCCUUCUCCUUCCUCACUUAGGACACAAGAGGUGGUGGUUCAGCAGCGGCCGAGCAUCUUUCAGGGAAAGAGUGUCAUCACGUCUCUCAUGCAUAAUCCACAAGCCACGACAUCAGCACCCCAAAGUAGUUCCCGCUACAGUACUGCAGCUGACGCUCUAGCAGCUUUGGUCGACGCCGCUGUCUCUGCACCACAGAUGGACGUCGCCAAGGUGAAGGAGAGUAAACACGAGCGGGAUGAAGAUAUGUCUUCAUCAAGUGCAGUGAGACGCGCACCCAACCUCUCUGAACAGCAACAACCAGAAGCCGAAAGCCGAUCUUUGCACUCACCGUAUAGUACCAUGUCCCUACCGGGAGGCAAGCCCCAUCCCUCUUACCCCGAUAGUUCAGGUAUGGGGGCUAAAGAGAAGGCUCCUCAGACAAAGUCCCGAAUCGAAGAGGAGCUCCGGACUCAUGGAAAGACAACUAUAACAGCUGCAAGCUUCAUCGACGUCAUCAUCACGCGUCAGAUCGCCUCAGACAAAGACUCGCGUGAACGAGCCUCCCAGAGCUCCGAGUCCUCAGGCCGCUUGUCAUCUGGUCGAUAUGACAACACGGCUGCAGGAGCCAUUGAAGUGAUAAGCCCUCCUAGUUCCCCAGUUCAACCCCAACAGGACAAACCGGAAGACGGGCAACAACAAGCACCAGUUGGCAUGCGGGCGUAUGAUAUGAGUCGUUACCGGCAGUCAGGGGAACCACUUCAGCCUCCUUCCUCCCAGGCAGACAGCUACUCGCAGGUCCCCAAAACUCACCGAGUCAUGACCUUGGCGGACCACAUUUCUCAUAUAAUCACCCAAGACUUUGCCAGGAAUCAGGACCCUCCGGUCUCCUCUUCAGCAUCAUCAUCCACAUUCCAGGGCUCAGCGCCAUCAGUGUCAUCGUCAGGUCGGGUCAAGGCACCCAGCCGCUACAGUCCCGAAAACCAGGUCCAGCCUCCUCACCACCAGAGAUCCUCCAGCAGGAUAUCUCCAGAGAACGCCUCUGACAAGCCCAGAGCUAGGCCCGGUAAGUCUCCAGAGCGAGGAGGCAGAUCGAUGGAGAACUACGAACCAAUUUCUCCUCCACAGGGAUACCAGGGCAUGGACAAACAAGAGGCUGCUGGUGCUCCACUGCAGAGACGAGAGGCUGACAACUCUGAGAUCAGGACCGACUCUCGGUCCCCAGGAAAUAUAGGCUACCUGCCUGCCUUUUUCACCAAGUUGGAGAGCACCUCACCGAUGGUUAAAUCCAAGAAGCAGGAAAUCUUUCGUAAGUUGAACUCCAACUCUGGUGUUGGUGAUUCUGACGUUGGAAGCGCACAGCCGGGAACAGAAAUCUUCAACUUGCCUGCUGUUACCAGUUCAGGCAGCAUCAACCCAAGGAAUCAGUCCUUUAAUGACGCAGCCAGUAAUCUGGGUUUAGAGGACAUCAUCCGCAAGGCCUUGAUGGGCAACUUGGAGGAGAGACAGGAGGAGCACCAGGGAGGGGGAGGAGGGUCUGUUGGCAUCAACAACGCAUCCAGCCAAGGUGGUGACGCCCGGCAGGAGGCCAGUCAGUCUCCCAGUAUGGGAAAGCAGAAGCAAAGCAAAGCAAACAGCCGGAAAUCCAAGUCACCUAACCUGAGUCAGGCCUACGCCGGAGGGGAGCGUCCCUCGUCAGUUUCCUCCGUCCACUCCGAGGGCGAUUAUCACAGACCAACACAACCCCAGUGGAGCUGGGACGACCGGCCUUCCUCCACAGGUCCCAUGCAGUUUCCUUUCAACCCGCUGACCAUACGCAUGAUGAGCAACACGCCACCCACCUCAAUAGCCUCGCCUUCUCUCCAGAGCCAGCAGCAGCAGCAGCAACAACAGCAACAACAGCAGCAACAACAGCAGCAGCAGCAGCAACAGCCCCCAGCAGGAGCACCUGUGACCCAGCAGCGACCAUGGCCGUCUCUGCUGUCAGAACAAUAUGAGACCCUAUCUGACAGUGACGACUGAGCCCUGCCCCCCCCCCCCCCGCUAAAAACCCAGUAACUAGAAGAGAGGCCUGUGCUAAGGCUAGUCUGUUCACAUCCCUGUCCCUGAACUAACCUCGCUGAUUGGCGAGUACGACGAGUAGAUGGGGUGGUGUCCUUUUUUUGUUCUUGGUGCUAUGGCGCCCCCUGGCUGUUGACUUGGAGCAGCAGUGUGUGACAGGCAGGAGUCUUCUGAACAAGGCUCACUCUUGCUCCAGAAGUUCUGACCAAGCCUUUCAGAGAAAUGAAACUCAACUGAGGUGAUGACAUUUGCUAGAAUUGAGCUUAAGAGCUUAAUAUGUAAAAAGAUGCAUCAUAAAAAAGCUAUUUCUGAAUUUUCUCUGGUUUCUGUAAAGAUACACCUUGUCUUUAAGAAAAUCAUUGUAUGUAAAUAGAGUAACUUUUUGCAGUGUUUUUCUUAACUUGAUUAUUUCUUAUUUUGAUGUUGCUUUAAAUUGAUCCACUUUAAAUGGGAAGAGUUCGGGGGGGUGAUCUUUGAUAUUGCAGUUGCUCUCCCAGUCCACCCCCAACCCACGUCACCUGAGACCUAUUCAGAUAUUUUGUGAUGCUAAUAGAGAUCGAACCUGUAGGACAUACUCUGUGGCCCAUGAGGACGUCGCAGAGAUUGUGCCACGCUGUGAGCCACCCACCAAACACCACCAGAGCCUGGAUGUUGGAGGCAAGACUACACUUGAUUUCAAACAGCAGUAAUAUCUGACGUCUGGAUUGUGACUUUCAGGUGGUGGAGAUAAAUCCUUACCCUGUAAUAGCUGAAAAAUGUCAUCAAAACAAGUUGAGAACACUGGUGUCAUAGCAGAAAGGUGAAAAGUCCGAUAUAAGCUUGCCAGAAAUUAGAUCUUUAUGACUACUCCUUAACACCAUCUGAAUAAUGAAAGUGAGCCAAUGUGUGUGUGUGUUUUUCUUUUCUUUUUUUGCUUUAACACAUGUCACAUCUCUGCAGUUUAAGUUUCCAGCCUGUCCAGAAUUAUGUGCUCUGAGAUGUUUUCAUAGUUUAAAAAAAAAAAAGUUUUAGGAUGUUGUUUUUCUUUUCCUUUUUUCUUUUAUUUUUUGCGGGUGCAUUGGGGGGCGGGGGGGCUUUUGCCACGCCUUGUGACUUGAGAAAGAAGGCAGCUUUAACUAAUUUUCUCAGAGAUAUAUGUACGUGUUUGAUGUUUGUAUUUGUUUCUGUAGUCCCUUUUUAUUUUUCUUUGAUACUGUCCUGACAAAAAUCUGAACUCUGUAAAUUUUCUUUCCAUUACAAACACGAAAAAAAAGACUAACCAAACCUAAAGAAUGAUCUGCACCAUUGUUGCACUUUUUUGCAUUGUGGCUUUUGACAACAAAAGGCGUAUUACCUGCUGUGUAACUUAUUCAAUCUCCAGCCCACUACUACAUUAAGAUGUGCUUUAACCUUUCCCACCACUUACAGAAAUCUGGAUGUUUUAACUUCCUGUCUUUUCUUAUGGCUGGUACAUGAUAUUUUAAGUGUUACGCCUGCAUCACAGUUGCAGUUCUAAGUGCAUGGUACCGUUAAAUGUUUAAGGAUUUGCUGUCAUGGUUAUUCAACGCCUUGGCCACUUAGUUUCUGCUUUUGUUGUUUGAAUUAACAGACAUAAAGCUUUGAAUAUGCAUUCUACUAGGUCAGCAUCAUACAAGCAGUACCAUUGCUCUCCAAGUCUUUUGUUUUUGUUUAUUGUUUUACUUGGUAACGUGAAAAAAAAAUGCAAUUUUUGGCUUUCACUUUGCUUAGUCGAAUCCAUUCAGCUCUAAACUUGAUAUCUUCAUUUAAUUUUUAAAAAAUUGUAACACAUUUUUGUUUUUCUGUCAUUUUCAUCUUUGUUCUUCAUCCUGUCUUAGAUGGGAUGCUAUGUGUUUACAGAGGCAAUGACAAAAAAGUUUACAAACUUGAAUUUAAAAAAGAAAAAAAUGAAAAAAAAAAAUCCAACAUUAAGCCGGAAAAAAAUAAUUGGAGCAUAUUCCUGCUCUCUAUCAAACAAACACUUUUUUGUCCUUUUUUUUUAAUGUCUUUUUGAAAUUGAGACUUGAAACCCCGUGUAUCCCAUGAUGUUUAAAUGCAAUGUUUGUAUCGCACAAUGUCUCUAAGUAGGCUAUUACAAGAGUUCAGACCAAUCAAAUAAAGUGGAUCAGUUCUCCGCCACUGAAAAUUUUGUAGAUUUAUAGAUGUGCCAUCUUUUUGUUGAUUGCAUUUUAUUUCUUCUUAUUGACUGCACACUGUCAUGCUUGGUCACUGAGUUGUACUGCAACUGUUGAGUUUCAUUUUCAUUGGCAAAUUAAUGCAAUAUAAAAUGAAAACGUGUCAGGAAUUGCAAUGUAAUAAAUAGUAUAUAAUGUAA